CUUAUGACAUUGGCGGGACGCUGGCGGCACGGUGAAUAAUUGAAAAAAAGACAAUUAGAUUUUCUAAAAAAAAUACUAAUUAUAGUUGUAAAAUUGAGUUAAUUGUCAGAGUAUGGGUGAUAAAGGAGAUGCUGAAACGUUCGAUGAUGCGGUUGAGGAACGCGUCAUCAACGAAGAAUACAAAAUAUGGAAGAAAAACACUCCGUUCCUCUAUGACUUGGUGAUGACCCACGCAUUGGAGUGGCCCUCCCUAACAGCUCAAUGGUUGCCUGACGUCACGCGUCCCGAAGGCAAAGAUCACUCGAUUCACCGUCUCAUCCUUGGCACUCACACAUCCGAUGAACAGAACCAUUUACUGAUCGCUAGCGUGCAGCUGCCCAAUGAAGAUGCUCAGUUCGAUGCUUCCCACUAUGAUAAUGAAAAGGGGGAAUUCGGAGGGUUUGGAUCUGUGUCCGGGAAGAUCGAUAUUGAGAUCAAAAUCAACCAUGAAGGGGAGGUGAAUAGGGCAAGAUAUAUGCCGCAGAAUGCUUGUGUCAUCGCCACUAAGACUCCAUCCAGCGAUGUGUUGGUGUUCGACUAUACGAAGCACCCGAGUAAACCGGAUCCCAACGGCGAAUGUCACCCGGACCUGCGUCUCCGCGGGCACCAAAAGGAAGGUUACGGUCUCUCUUGGAACCCGAACCUGAACGGGUACCUUCUCUCCGCCAGCGAUGAUCACACCAUCUGCCUGUGGGACAUCAACGCCACGCCCAAAGAAAACAGGAUCAUCGAUGCGAAGACAAUCUUUACUGGGCACACUGCUGUCGUAGAGGACGUCGCUUGGCACCUGUUGCACGAGAGUUUGUUCGGAUCAGUGGCCGAUGAUCAGAAACUCAUGAUUUGGGAUACCAGAUGCAACAACACAAGCAAACCGUCUCACACAGUCGACGCCCACACAGCAGAAGUCAAUUGCCUGAGCUUCAAUCCAUACUCUGAAUUUAUAUUAGCUACAGGCAGUGCCGAUAAAACGGUGGCUCUUUGGGAUCUGAGAAAUUUGAAAUUGAAACUGCACAGCUUCGAGUCGCACAAGGAUGAGAUCUUCCAGGUUCAAUGGUCUCCCCAUAACGAAACGAUUUUAGCGUCUUCGGGUACAGAUCGCAGGUUGCACGUUUGGGACUUGAGCAAAAUUGGAGAGGAGCAAAGUCCUGAAGAUGCUGAGGAUGGUCCACCAGAAUUGCUUUUCAUCCAUGGGGGCCACACAGCAAAAAUAUCAGAUUUCAGCUGGAACCCUAACGAACCGUGGGUCAUAUGUUCUGUAUCAGAAGAUAACAUUAUGCAAGUUUGGCAAAUGGCCGAGAAUAUUUAUAAUGAUGAAGAACCUGAGCAGCAAGCAUCCGAUAUCGAAGCCGUUGCAAAUUAACUUUCUGUGUUUGUUUUUUUGAAAAAUAUUUUUUAAUUUAGGAAGUGUACUCCUUUUUUAUAUUAAAUGUGUUGGUACAAAA
Messenger RNA from Acanthoscelides obtectus, 1481 nucleotides. NCBI's taxonomy places the organism in Eukaryota, Metazoa, Arthropoda, Insecta, Coleoptera, Chrysomelidae. The record is from the annotation of a GenBank genome assembly.